Molecule: messenger RNA, 630 nt
Organism: Torulaspora globosa
Lineage: Eukaryota; Fungi; Ascomycota; Saccharomycetes; Saccharomycetales; Saccharomycetaceae
Exons: 1
Coding region: 1-630 (209 amino acids)
Source: RefSeq, a predicted model, not a curated record
AUGUGUCCAGCUUCCGCAACCAGGGGAUGCUGUACCAAUUCGUUAGUAGCUUGCCUCUUUUCUUACGAGCCCGUGCUAUCACCAUACCACUUUACAGCAUAUCAGCCAGACCGAUCGAGCCGGACACGGUGCCUCAAUAACAGUUUUCAGAACCCAUUGAGCACCUCAGCAGCUCGCCGACGAGCUUCUCCGGCUGCUCCCACCGCCGUUGGUCCCAAUUGGUGCUUGCUUGGACGAUUUCGGACAUUCCCUCCCUUGCGGCCCGACAACUCGGUGAUAGCGCAAGAAUGCAGCCUUAUGCAGGAGGUAAACCAUCGCGGAGCCGGAGCCACUAGCGGUACCACAUUAGGACAGUUGUUCCUAUUCUUGCUUGCUUUGCCAGUCGUGACCAAUGCGACGACGCCCGGCAGAAGCAUCUUGUUCGUCCAGUCUGCGUCUCCCAUGCUCCCAGCCAGUCAGUUGGCUCGUAGGGGACAGCACCGAUUGCUCAGCGUAGAGUCUGCAGUGACAGUCUUCCAGAAGUGGUUGCUGGAAGCGAAGCAGCGACCAAAGGCGGAUUCGCGACGUAAGACAGCGAUUCCACAGUGGCAGCGAGUGGGGGACCAGAAUGCCGCCAGAAGCAGUCGCUAG